This is a messenger RNA of Colletotrichum karsti, 909 nucleotides long. RefSeq lists its product as uncharacterized. The record is from RefSeq and is a predicted model, not a curated record. Lineage: Eukaryota; Fungi; Ascomycota; Sordariomycetes; Glomerellales; Glomerellaceae. The coding region runs from base 1 to 909 and encodes 302 amino acids. The transcript is spliced from 4 exons.
AUGGCCGUCGAGAACUCCAUCGUAUACAUGGGCUUUGACGGGCCGGUUGCGCCCUCUCCCAAGCUCUACAAUCUCCUCAGCCGCGAUGAGGCUCUGGGAAGGGGCAUCUCUUCCGACCGAAGUCUCGACGAAACUCGACGAAUCACCAGUUCCGAUGGGUUCGAGACGACACGUUUCCUCGCGACCCGGCCGCUUGCCAUCCGGCCACCCGUUACCCGAUAUCACCGCGCCCCCCUCCAACGAGACGAACUGGGUCCGACCGCAUCAAUUUCAUACGCCUCGGGAGACUUGGUUGAGGCGUAUGAUGCGGAGACGGUCCAUCAUGGAGAAAGACAGUGGAACACCGCGAUUCACCGACCGUUGCUACACAACGCGCUCGAACACAUUCAAGGCAUCGGCGGAUACGACUGCACAUCGGCGCAGAUCCACACUACGAGAUCCGACAACUCCGUCAGUCAUAACAGGAAGCUUCGGCCACGAAAUCGAUCAAUUUUGCCGACUAUCCCGGUCCUCUUCGGAGACCGAUCGACCUCUGUCGAGACGAAGAUUGCCAGCCACGGGUGGGCCAAUGCCGUGAAUCGGAUUGCGGUCUGGUUAAUCGCUCAGUGGGAUUCGUUGUAUGACCUAGUUACGCCUUCGAGUCGUCUGCUCGUGCGCCCAUGUCCUGCGGCGGCGGCGGAGAGACUGAGGCCUCUCCCUGGCAUUGUGGUGCAAGGCCGCGAAUGGCGGCUCGUUGCCGUCACGAGCAAGGCCGACGGUGUUCCCGAACCUUGGACCAAGACGCUGAUGGGAUCGACUAUUACCAUGCAGGGCGUCUACCAGAUCCCAGCUGUGCUUCAACUGCUUCGGCGAUGGAUCGAGACCGAGUGCUGGCUGUGGUCCAAGACGGCCGUUCUCAAGCAAACGUGA